AUGCCUUCUUCCGGUUCACAUCAUGAUGUUGACAACGAGGCCCUAGGACAGUACCUUCAUAGGUCGGGAAAGAUACCGGGCCUUCAGCUACCGGUUACAACAACCAAGAUUGGAUAUGGCCAGAGCAAUCCAACGUAUUUUCUUGAUGAUGCAGCCACACUAACAAGGAACUCUUUCUCUACGCGGAACAGCGGUGCAAGGUUCAUCUUAAGAAAGAAACCUCAGGGUCAGACGAUUAGCCCAGUAGCCCAUCAGGUUGACCGGGAGUUCAGAGUCCUUCAGGCCCUUGGCUCUGUUCCCAACUUUCCCGUUCCCAGGGUUUUCACCCUGUGUACCGAGGAAUCGGUCAUAGGAACCUCGUUCUACGUUAUGGAGUUUGUGAAAGGCAGGAUUCUCACCGAUGCGAGUCUGGCAGAGCUUUCACCAUCGGACAGGCGCAAAGCCUGGUUUUCCGCAACAGAGACCCUUGCCUGGCUUCACUCGCUUGAUCCAGAUGCAAUUGGUCUGGAAGGUUACGGCAAGAAGAAUGGUUUCUACGCUCGUCAUUGCGACACUUGGAGCCGCAUAGAAUCUCAACAAGCGGCUGUUAGGGACAAGAAGACGGGUGAGCUCCUUGGCCGAGCUCAUGAGAAGUAUGACGACAUCAUGAACUACGUGAGGAACAACCUCCCCGGUGAGCGGUUUGCCAUUGUCCACGGAGAUUUCAAAUUUGAUAACUUGAUACUCCACCCCACGGAACCAAGAGUGAUUGCUAUCCUUGAUUGGGAGCUGUCAACUAUUGGACAUCCGCUCAUGGAUCUCGUCUAUUUUAUGAGUCCAUUCUUUGAAGACCACAUCAAGCCCGGCCAGUCAAUCACAGGCCCCCCAGAAUCCCUUCGGUCAGAGAAUCGAAAGUCUACAGGCAUCCCCGAACCAGCAGAGCUCCUAGAUCGCUAUGCGAUGAUUGUCGGGUUUGAUCCACGCAAAGACGGCAGCGGAAAGGACUGGGAGAUUGCAACGAUCUUUCACUAUGCUCGCUCUGGUACUAUCAGUCACGGUAUUCAAGCACGAACGAUGAAAGGCCAGGCCAGCAGCGAGUUUAGCCACAUUUAUUUCGAGAACACGCAUAAGGCGUUGGAUGCUGCUUUUAAACGGGUACAGAGGCUGAAAGGGGACAUAGGUAACGGCCAGAAACUUUAG
Messenger RNA from Colletotrichum karsti, 1179 nucleotides. RefSeq names its product phosphotransferase enzyme family domain protein. Gene Ontology annotation, biological process: protein phosphorylation. The coding region runs from base 1 to 1179 and encodes 392 amino acids. The record is from RefSeq and is a predicted model, not a curated record. The transcript is spliced from 5 exons. NCBI's taxonomy places the organism in Eukaryota, Fungi, Ascomycota, Sordariomycetes, Glomerellales, Glomerellaceae. Gene Ontology annotation, molecular function: protein kinase activity.